AUGGUUUCCCGCCCUUUUGCGACUCGAGACAGCCCUACUGACUCGGGAUACGAGUCAAGUUCACCCGCUAGGAAUACGAUUAGACAACGCUUGCUCAAAUGCAAUCUCUCUGACUCCGAUGCACUGCGAUAUGACCUAUGUGAUUUCGACCCUGCCUUGAUCAUCAGACCCCAUUCAGCUUUGGCAAUAAGAUGCCGGUAUGAUGGCCCUUCGGACGAAGAAAUUUUCCCUUCAACUGCCACUACGUUACCCCGUUCGAGGCCACGCUCAUUUUUCCGCCGAUGGACCUUGUUGAAAACAUUCGAUAGCCAUUCUAGCCUGUCAUCUACUGACUCUCGGAGGUCUCCGGACAGAUUUCUUCCGGCACGAAGAUCCAGCGUAGAUUUUACAACUCAUACCUUCCAUGCCCACAAAGACCCCCGUACUCUAACCGCCGAUGAAAAGCUACUCCGGCAUAAGGAUGCUAGCCCUGAUGCUUUUAGUCCCACUAGAAAAGCAGCGUCUUCAACACCCGAAGCGAGCCGUGCCAUACCCCGACGCAACACUUCUGGACGUCGGAGGGGUGGUACGGGGCCCACUACUCUUACAUUUCGCCAAGAAGCUCCAGGACCUAAUGGCGAGCGUCAGGUGAGUGUUGGCACCGUAUGGACUGUUGGAGGGCUAGCUCCAUCUAUCACAGGGGUUUCGGAUGGUCGAGGGGGUCAGUUUGGAAAUGGGACCAACGCACCUCUAUACACCACCUCAUUUUCUGCUGCGAAACAGAUACAGCAGGAAGACAUAAACAAGCACGAGGGCCGACUUGCAGAAGCGCUCGAACUGGACAGAAUAUCACGAGUUCUUGAAUUUCGAGAACCUCCGCCUUCACCGCAGCGUCCAGCAAUAAGUAGCACAUGUACAGAAAUCAGAGUUAAGCCGAGGACUAUUUGGAAUGGAACAGAAUGGGUGACGAAUGGGGCUGAAUAUAAGCCUCAGAUAAUACCGGAGCCACGGACUCUGCUAAGCGUGCCGUUCAAAGUUCUCAAUGCUCCAAAUCUCCGAGACGAUUUCUAUUGUUCGGUUUUGGCUUACUCGCCCACCAGCCACACACUCGCUGUUGGCCUCGGCUCAUAUCUUUAUGCGUGGUCGGAGAUACGCGGCGCGCAUCUUCUCCAUGGCGUGGAUCCCGCGGGUCCGUGGCUCACUUCUCUCGCAUUCUCCUCGGUUCAAGGAUGCAAAUGUAUUCUUGCCUUCGGCAAAUCAGAUGGCUCACUAGGUCUGAUGUCUCUCUAUGAUACAAUAUUACCACGCUUCGAAGUUCAGCAGCCCCAUUCCAUUGCGUGUGUUACUUGGAAACCAACAACUACACUGCGAGCUUCACGGUGUCCAAUAAUGCCUGGCAUGUUUGCUAGAACGGAAGACCUGCUUGUUGGCGAUGAACAUGGAAGUGUUUACUAUUUCUCUGUCGAAUGGCCACAUCCUUCAGAGGUAGCUGCUACUGGCUGGUCUGGGUCCAUGGCUCUACUUCUUCGAAUCUCUGCUCAUACGCAGCCGAUUUGUGGGAUGGCAUUUAACUUGGAUGGCAGCUUGUUUGCCACCGGAGGAAAUGAUAAUACCUGCUGUCUAUUCCAGACGAGCAGCGUCAUGCGUAAUAUAUCCCAGAACCCCGAAAAUGUAGAAGAAGUGUUGGUUGGCGGUGAUGAAAUCCACCAUAUCUAUACGUUUUCCGGGCUAAGACGGGUGAACGAAAUCAGAGCGGGAGCUGAAAAACACAGAUGGCUUCAUGGAGCUGCCGUCAAAGCCAUUGCCUUUUGCCCAUGGCGCGAAGGACUUGUUGCUACUGGUGGCGGAAGUAAUGACAAAGGCAUUCACUUCUUUCAUACAUCCUCUGGAGCUUGUCUUGCGACUAUCAGUGUCUCUGCUCAGGUAACCUCGUUGAUCUGGUCCACUACUAGACGAGAAAUUGCAGCUACAUUCGGUUAUACUGAUCCAGAUCAUCCAUAUCGAAUAGCCGUGUUUUCUUGGCCUGAAUGCAGACAAGUCGCCGCGAUUCCCUGGCAAGGGCAGCACCGCGCUUUGUGCGCAGUAUCAUAUCCUGGGGGCCCAGACGAGAGCCAGACCAGUGCAGAGGGCGACCGGAUAUUGACUCGCACUGCCAAAGAAGGAUGCAUUGUGGUGGCUUCAAGUGACGAGAGUAUCAAAUUUCAUGAGGUUUGGACUACCCCUCAAAAGGCUACUUCUAGUGGUGAGGGGUUUCUUGGGGGAAGUGAUAUUCUCGAAAGUUUGGAGGGGAUUGAUAAAGAAGGGGACAUUAUCAGGUAA
Venustampulla echinocandica is the source of this 2298-nucleotide messenger RNA. Its product is annotated as WD40 repeat-like protein. Gene Ontology annotation, biological process: positive regulation of ubiquitin protein ligase activity; anaphase-promoting complex-dependent catabolic process; positive regulation of anaphase-promoting complex-dependent catabolic process. The transcript is spliced from 6 exons. Lineage: Eukaryota; Fungi; Ascomycota; Leotiomycetes; Helotiales; Pleuroascaceae. The record is from RefSeq and is a predicted model, not a curated record. Gene Ontology annotation, molecular function: anaphase-promoting complex binding; protein binding; ubiquitin ligase activator activity. Gene Ontology annotation, cellular component: anaphase-promoting complex. Bases 1 to 2298 code for a protein of 765 amino acids.